Messenger RNA from Ictidomys tridecemlineatus (thirteen-lined ground squirrel), 8177 nucleotides. NCBI's taxonomy places the organism in Eukaryota, Metazoa, Chordata, Mammalia, Rodentia, Sciuridae. The record is from RefSeq and is a predicted model, not a curated record.
GCGGCCGCGGCCCUCGGUGGGAUCCGAGAGGACAGAUGAGCCCCCUUCUCUGGGAGGGGACCAGGGGCGCAGUGUCCCGAGCCUUGGAGGCGAGAGCGCCCUGGAGUCGCCGGGAGCCGGGGUGGACGCCUCCGCCCCCCAGAUCUACUCGCGGAAGAUUCGGCUCGCGCACUGGCAACGGGACGCCCAGCCGUCAGAGGGGCGUGAGUUCUGCGUCUGGGUGGAACACAGAAUGGGCUGAACUGGAACCCACCCAACCGGCAGCCAAAGGAGCCGUCCAGCAUGCUGUGCCCACCCCAGGCUGAGGCGCACUGACCAUGAGCCUCAACUCCUCCCUCGGCCACAGGAAGGAGCUGAGCGACCUCCCCGCGGAGGAGAGCGGGCCCGGGGGCAGCGGUGUCCCCGAGUUCGUGGCCAUCGUGGUCAUCGCCGUGUUCGUCUGCCUGGGCAACCUGGUGGUGGUGGUCACCCUGUACAAGAAGUCCUACCUCCUCACCCUCAGCAACAAGUUCGUCUUCAGCCUGACGCUGUCCAACUUCCUGCUGUCGGUGCUGGUGCUGCCCUUCGUGGUGACCAGCUCCGUCCGCAGGGAAUGGAUCUUCGGGGUCGUGUGGUGCAACUUCUCCGCCCUGCUGUACCUGCUCAUCAGCUCGGCCAGCAUGCUCACCCUCGGGGUCAUCGCCAUCGACCGCUAUUAUGCCGUCCUGUACCCCAUGGUGUACCCCAUGAAGAUCACGGGCAACAGGGCCGUGCUGGCGCUGGUCUACGUCUGGCUGCACUCCCUGGUGGGCUGCCUGCCCCCGCUGUUCGGGUGGUCGUCGGUGGAGUUUGAUGAGUUCAAGUGGAUGUGCGUGGCCGCCUGGCACCGGGAGCCCGGCUACACUGCCUUCUGGCAGAUCUGGUGCGCACUGUUCCCCUUCCUGGUCAUGCUGGUGUGCUACGGCUUCAUCUUCCGCGUGGCCAGGGUCAAGGCGCGCAAGGUGCACUGUGGCACGGUGGUCAUCCUGGAGGAGGACGCCGGCAGGAGCGGAAGGAAGAACUCCAGCACCUCCACCUCGUCCUCGGGCAGCAGGAGGAGCGCCUUCCAGGGAGUGGCCUACUCGGCCAACCAGUGCAAGGCCCUCGUCACCAUCCUGGUGGUCAUCGGUGCCUUCAUGGUCACCUGGGGCCCCUACAUGGUGGUCAUCACCUCCGAGGCCCUCUGGGGGAAGAAUUACGUCUCCCCAGCCCUGGAGACCUGGGCCACCUGGCUGUCCUUCACCAGUGCCGUCUGCCACCCGCUGAUCUAUGGGCUCUGGAACAAGACUGUCCGCAAGGAGCUCCUGGGCAUGUGCUGUGGGGACCGCUACUACCGGGAGCCCUUCGUCCAGCGGCAGAGGACCUCCAGGCUCUUCAGCAUUUCCAACAGGAUCACAGACCUGGGCCUGUCCCCGCACCUCACGGCCCUCAUGGCAGGAGGCCAGCCCCUGGGACACAGCAGCAGCACGGGCGACACUGGCUUCAGCUGCUCCCGGGACUCGGGGACAGACGUGAUGCUGCUGGAAGACUGUGCCUCUGAGGACACCCCGCCCGCCCACUGCACCUGCCCGCCCAAGAGGAGGAGCUCGGUGACAUUUGAGGAUGAAGUGGAGCAAAUCAAAGAAGCUGCCCGGAACUCUGUCCUCCAUGUGAAAGCCGAAGUACACAAGUCCUUGGACAGCUAUGCAGCCAGCUUGGCUAGAGCCAUUGAGGCUGAGGCCAAAAUCAACUUAUUCGGGGAGGAGGCUUUGCCGGGUGUCUUAUUCUCAGCACGAACUGUCCCAGGGGCUGGCCCCGGGGGUCGCCGAGGCAGCAGGGCUCUUGCGAGUCAGCGGCUGCAGCUGCAGAGCAUUGAAGAGGGGAACAUUUUAGCUGCAGAAGAGAGAUGAGGGCCCCAGGAAGGGCUGGGCUGGAUGGAGCCAGGGGUGCUGGCCUUCACGGAGUCCCCGGCCAUCUGUGCCAGGGCCUGGGACAUGUCAUCACGCUCAGGGAAGGAAGCGCCUGGUGUGCAGCCGCGGAGGGACUGAAAAUGAUGGCACCGGUCUGUGACUUCAGUAUCUGCUGUGAGAUGUGUGUCGGCUGCUUCUGGGUCCCAGUGACAGAACCAGAGGCAUCUGAAGCACCCAGGGAAGAUGGAGGUGUGGCCCACAGGAGGAGCAGGGACUUGGAGGAGACCACUGUACGGACCCUUUUCUCUUCUUCACAACCUGUACCAGGAGUCCAGCCGCACACUGUCCCCGACGCCUUGGGCAGAAGCGGCCUAGUGUGGCUGAGCGCAGCAAGGCACUCCCUAACCUGCAGCUUGUCCUGAGCUUUGUGGGCUCCAGGCAGGCAGCAUGGGGCAGCCACAGGUACCCAAUAGUCCACGGGGAGCAUCCAGGAGCAGGGAUCUGGUUAGGACCUGGCCCACAGGCUGCAGGACCCUUCCACCUCCCCACUGGCAGAUUUUUUGGUAUUUCAAAAGAAGGGAGAAACCACUAUAAAUAAGACAGAAAAGGCAGGUACCAAGUGUUCCACUUCCAGAAUUUAACAAGCAAACACAUCUGGUGAGGACAGGUCAGUGCGUCACUGAGACUGACUAGGGUUGUGGCACCAAGCCAAGCCAAGAAACAGACACUGUUAGUAGGAGGGCAGUUUCUGCUGGUCCUGUCUAAGUGCCCUGUGAGAAGGGCUGGCCUCGGGGCCACACGGCUACUCCUGGGAGGAAGUUCCUGUUACUGUGGCCCGGGGGCAGCACAGGAUAGAAGGCACUGUACCUGGACUAGGCAAUUCGAGUCCUGGGCCCGGCUCUGCCUCGGCCCCCACAUCAUGGGACACCCUGUCACCUCUCGACAUCCUUUGUAAAAUGGGAAAGGGGAGUGGGGAGUUGACCUGUGGUCUCCGAGAUCAUUUCUAGCUUCUGCUCUUCUAGGAUAUCGCUGAAUUGAUAAAUUAGAUACAGGGAAAAAACCUUCGGAAGUGGAGCACGAGACCAGAACUGGUACACCUGGGUGUAGCUCCUGAUGGGUGUGAAGCACUGCCAGUCCGCCCUGGCCAUGGCCUGUGUGGCUUGCUGUUUGGAGCACAGCCCUGACGGAGUGCCCAGCCACAAGAGUGAGGGAGGAGGAGGGUGUGGCCCCAGAGGUGGAGGCACAGUGGUGAGGUGUUUCUGUGGCCAGGUUCCUCUCUUCCUGUUGAUUUGCAUCAGCCCUUGGAGUGUGGGCUUGUAGUUGCUGUGGUGAACUCCCUCCUGUGCUGCCCUUCUGCCUGGUGAUCACCCAAGCCAAGUUCAGGACUCUCCCUUGCCCUGGUCAGCAGGGGUACUUCCAGAACUUGCUGUGGAUGCUUCCAAAGUGUGCCUCUUGGGAGUCUCACCAUCCUCUGGAGAGGCAGCCUUUGCCGUGUGGCAGAUACCAGUGGCUGGCUGGUCCCUGCCCUGCAGCUCACGGAAGACCUUCUAUGAGGCUAGGGCAGCCACCUCAUAGUGCCUGACCUCAACAAGGCAGGUACACUGGCUUCCGCUGCUGGCCCACAGGCAGCCCACGCUCCCGCUGCCAGGUGGUGUCCGUUUUCUAUGUAUAUCUGUGUGCAUCCUGUCCUGUUUCAGAAGGGACCAUGUUCCUGAUUAGUAUGCACAGAGGUAGAACAGGGCAGAACCUUACCUCUGGAAUGAGUUCCUGUUUAGGGAUUUCUGAGUGCAGUAAACUGGCUUGGGACCCAAGGGCUGAGGAAAUCUCCCGAUUAUGCUGCUCUAGGGAAGGAAUGCAGACUCCAAGCCCCCACUGCUGGCCACAGACCAGCUGGGAUACAGUAGGAUCUAGUCUGAAUUAUCCUAGAAAAACUGCAUCUCACAAAAGGAUUCACCUUCCUUACUGAGUGAGGUCCAUUCAUUUUACUCUUCUACUGGACACUGCACACUUGCUGUUUGCGAAGCACCAAGCUAGGUGCUAGGGGCAAGAACACUAGAGUAUUUUCUCCCUAAUUUUGGGAGAAAUACCUGGGAAAUGUGAUUCUAAUACAAGUCAAGUAGUGAUUCUAGAAAUAGAGGUGGGUAUUUCCAACCAGGGAGUUAUGGAGACCCCCAAAUUGGUGACAGUGCGGCUGUCUUGAAGGAUGUCUGGAAACUAGAACCAUAUUCUGCAGUAUUCAGAAAUUCAGAUUGGCUCGGUUGAGCUAGAGGGAUGUGUGUGCAGGCACCAGGGGGCAAGAACAUUCUAUAGUCCCCAAGCAUUUUGGAGAACACUGCUUUUGCAGCUCAGAACCCCCAGCUAAACCCACGCUCAUACGUGGUGAACCCAUGGACAGUGCAGGUGGGACAUCUGGCCACUUUUAUUUAAAAACCUCAGUCCUGGCAGGGGUGUAGCUCAAGGGUAGAGUGCUUGUCUACCAUGCAUGAGAGUCCUGGGUUCAAUCCUCAGGACCACGAAAAAACAUAACAAAACACAACAAAAAUAAAAAUCCAGACCCACAUCUUCUGGAUUUGUUGAAAGGGGAAAACUUGUAGGGCUUUUGCAAGUCUUUGCUUGUUUCACUGAGAUUUACAUCUGGCUCGGCCCUGUGCUGCUCUGGAUGCCAGCAGUGGGGGCUGCUGUGGCCCAGGAGGCACAGGGCCCCACGCGGAGGAACCCAGCUCAGCACCUGGCCCUUUCUCUGGCCACGUGAAGAUGAGCUCAGGUCCUGAGACGCCAGGUGGCAGCAGCAUGGCUGAGAAUGAGAGGACUGGUGGCUGAGGGCCACCCUGCUUUGAUCCUCCCCGCCCACUGUUCCCAUUCAUUUAGUUACCACCUCUGCUCAGCUGUAUGGCCCUAAGCUAAUCAGCUCCUGGAGCAGUGGGUGGAGAGUCAAGACAGGACCACCUGAUGCUCAGGUUCCUUGAUUCUCAUUUGCAGAGCUGCUUGGGGUCUUUCUGCAAAGAAUCGAACCACCAAUACACUAACUCAAUAUUUGCAACAGGCCAAGGCAGACAGGGCCAGAGCAGGAGAGGGAGGAACAGUGCACUGACUGGGAGGGACUGAGCACUGUGAGCUCUGACAGCCUGCCCCAGAAGCGGGAUGCUGGGGUUCUGUGGUGUGCUCAGGCUGCCGCCUAGUGGCUGGGUCUUCUGGGCAAGCUGCUUGGUUUCAUGUGCAAAGUUCUGGAAUCUGUUUCGGUGUGAGACACAAGAGUUUAGGGAGGAGUCCCUCAGAGGGAUGACAGGAACGUGGGCAAAGCACCCAGGGAGGGCCUAGGCUGCGGGAGAGCAGGGCCAGUGGCUCUUCUCCUCAGGCGCUCCCCGAUCAGGUUGGAUUGUUCCUUUUACAGGGGUCUCCCUGGCAAAAAGUGAGAAGUUGUUGAAAGAUAACUUUAUCCUAGAAUGGAGGUGCUGACAGCUGUCAUUUGCUGAGCAGCACAAAAGGACUGUGAGGAAGGGGACGGCAACAGGGAGGUAGGGAGGGAGUGCUGAGUAGCACCAGGAGCCUAAGGAGUCUGAGGGAGCAGGAGCCUCUACUAGAAACGCCCUUCCCCCAUGCGAAUGGCUCUUUGCAAAGACAACGUGCUUCUGUGUCGCCCUGAAUGACCAUGAGAGAGGAUGAGUCCCAAAUCACGAUCUUAAUUCUACAGAGCAGGGGCAUCCUCACUGGGAGGUGCUCCUCAGGUGGUGAGGACAGCUCUCCCCAGCAGUGACAGGCUUGAUGGGUUGUGGCUCUUUGGUCACAGCACCCAGAGCUCCAAGCCUCUGAGGGAGGAGGCAGAGACAGGCAUCCAUGCUGCUACCUGCAGUGAACACAGAACCCACAGGGGAGAGGAAGUCAAUCUCAGCCUGAUGCUUGGAAAAAUGGCCAUGACUAGCCAUAAAUGAGGAUGGGAAGGGCAGACCAACGCCAUCCUUAUGGUCAGAGAGGGGACAAACAAUCCAGGAAGGCCCAAGAAAACUGCCUGAGGUCUCAAAGAGUUAAGCCAAAAGCAGGGCCAAACUCCAGGUCUUCUCCACAAAGAGAGGGAGUCUUCUCUUUGUAGCCCCAGAGGAUGAGGGAUAGUUAAAAGUCGCUGUUAACACUGGGUGCAGUGAUAGCCGCCUGCAAUCCCAGUGGCUAGGGAGGCUGAGGGAGGAGGGUCGCCCUUUCAAAGCCAGCCUCAUCAACUCAGCAAGACCCUGUCUCUAAAUAAAAUAUAAAAAGGGCUGGGGAUGUUGCUCAGUGGUUAAGCACCCCUGGGUUCAAUCCUUGGUACCAAAACAAAAAACAAACAGUCACUGUUAUCAGAACAGGCCAGAGGCUCUGUAAGGUAGGCAGAAAGAACUACCAUCAACCAAAGGGCAUGGGAGGUGUUAAUAUCUGCAGCCUGAUCUCAAAAACUGAAAACACAAGGAAAGCAAUUAAGAUUUGUUGAGAAGAAUUCAAAGCACAAACCCAAAUCUGCAUAAGAUUACCAGGAACACAGUUUUGGCCAGUGUUCCUUUUAACACUGGAUAUAAUCCACAUAGCUGUGUUCAUUUCCCUCAGAGGCAUUUCCUGAGCAGUCACACUCCUCCUUUCCUCCACACCACCAUUCUGAGAUGCCAUGAACCAAUGCCAAUCACCCCAACUCCUGGCAGUCAAGACCCACCGAGCGCAGCGCAGGCUGUGCCUGUCCAUCAGUGUCUGCACACGCCCAAGGGACAGUCCUGCGCUGUGUUCUGACAAUGGACACCUGAAUGCACUGGGUGUUAAAAGCUGCACUACAAACAAAAAGCCCAACUAAUCCUGAAAUACAUUUAACUUGAAUUUUUGGGAUUUUCUUUUUUUGAAGAAAAAUGUUUAGGAUUAUAAUCAAUAUUUAUAAAUAAGUGUUAUUUAGAAUAGGUUUGUCUGAUUAAAUGUGUUUCUGGUACAUGUAUAGUGGUAGAAAUUGUGACUCUGCACUGGGACUUGGGCCUGUGGAUGAUUCUGGGUGCCUCUCCCCUCCCCGUUUUUGCAGUCCUGUUCCUAUCUCUGGCCUCCCCUGAGGGAGAGGACUCCGGGGCAGAUUAUUACUCAACAGGUAUAUCCAUUCAUGCAUUUUCAUAACUCCCCAUGGCAAUUACAUUCAUGGAAUAUCAUUAAACGAAUAAUUCUCAGCAUGCCCAAAAAACACUCUUAAGCCCAAAGUUUUAAAAGGAGAUUUAAUGAACAUCAGUGGUUUAUCAUUUAUCCAUCAAUCAAAAGAUAUGUAUUCUCUGUCCCAUAAGCAAAGUCAAAGAGGGUGAGAGGCAGAUCAUAUCAUUGAGAUGUAGCAACAGAACCCACCACUUUUGCCUGACCCUACUGUCACCGCUGAAGCCACCUUCUGUUUCCUGAGGGAGCCCCAGGGUCCAGCCUUGCUCCUUGGGCCUCUAUGGAACGCUUCCUCUCACUGCCGCCUCCCUGCAAGUCUUGCCCUAAUCCUGAGUUACUGAGUCUGUGGUUUCCCUAUGGACAGAGGUCCUAAUUCCUCUGACAAGUUAAAAAAAAUUUUCAGAGCAGUUUCAGGUUCACAGGAGAACUGUGCAAAGCAGUCCUGUACCUCUCGCCCUCCCCCAGCCACAGCCUCCCCGUCAGCACCUGUGCGGGUGGAGAAAAGCCACUUGACCACCUUCUGUUACUUCUCCUGCUCUCGACCCUCCUGAGUCCUCCAGUAGCCUCUGUCCUCUUGAUUUCCCUACACCCUCUACAGCAUAUCCACGUUACUGCUUUAUCAGUGAAGAAGUGACACCUACUGUGUGCUGUGUUCCUAAAACAUCCCCUGUGACAUGGGAUGGAGGGUGUAUAAUCACCCCUGCUUCAGAGAAGAACCAAAAACCCAAAGAAAACAAAAGGCUUGAGCAGGGCACACAAGUAGCUGAGAACCAGAAACCAAAACCACGGUACCCUCCAGGAAUCGUGGCGUCAUUAACCUGUUUGCUAAGGCUCUGACCCUUCGCCACGCUGAAUAACACAGACACACCUCUAUGGCUUUGUCCACCAAGUGCCAGAUGGUGAAGCCAUUUCCCUUGCUUCACAAAGCUAACCAUCUCCUUUUGGCAGGUGGUGGCUCUGGGCUUGUGCCACUUCAGGGGGAGGAGAGGUCUCUGAUGCUCCAUGCAGGAGAGGCUCUCCUUGGCCACAGUGAGGCUGUUCAUGGCCCAGCUGAAGACAGGUUAUGUCUCAGUCCCUUUUUUCCCAGGAUAUUUAGAUUUCUGAAAAUAAAAGGUAUAUUUAAACUAC